This is a messenger RNA of Penicillium arizonense, 1938 nucleotides long. RefSeq lists its product as uncharacterized. The coding region runs from base 1 to 1938 and encodes 645 amino acids. The transcript has 4 exons. Lineage: Eukaryota; Fungi; Ascomycota; Eurotiomycetes; Eurotiales; Aspergillaceae. The record is from RefSeq and is a predicted model, not a curated record.
AUGUCUUCUACACGAUCCGGCGCUGAAGCAGCAAAGAGGAACAGCCAACCAGACGAUGAAUCGGGGAGGAAGCCGCGAACAGACCAUUCCGAGAGUGCCUCGCCGUUUCACCCUCGUCUUACCCGACAGUCCGAGGAAAAGCUCCGCCCGGGCUUUACCGUCGUGAGGCCGGGUGUCCGAAAGACGUCCUCGCAGGACUGGGGAAAGAAAAUAGACAAGGCCGAGAGAGAGCGGGAUGAUUCUGGCGAAAGAUAUCCCUCGCCAAACGACCAUCUCCUCAACCAAACAACCUCCUCGGUGGGCACUCCACGGUUCGACCCACGACAGCGCAAGGCGAACAAGCAGCGAUGGGGACUGAAGGCGCCGCCACUGGGCGUAAAGACCCGUGCGAAACUCGCUGCCGAAAUAGCAGAUGCACAAGCUGCUAGAGAGAAAGCCGAAGCAGACAGAGUCGCAAAAGAUCUAGGAAAAGGUUCCUCAGCGUGGAAACCGGGAAGACGAGCCCUCGAUGACCUUCUCGACCCUGCACCCCUCGCCCCAGAACAGAUCGAGGAACGGAAGUUCCACCCGUCAAUUGGCAUUCUGCCGAGGGGGAUCUUUGGAAAUGCCUCCCUUUGGACCGCAGCAUUCGGGACUGCCACCGAUCCCAAUCUUGACAACGAUGAGAAAUUGCUACGCAAGAGAGUGGUCUGUCACAAUUUCGAUAACGACGGUAACGCUCACUGGAAUGUCGAGAACAUAAACGUUCAAGGAAAGAUUCCUGGUCUUGGACCAUCCCACGUCCCGGCAAAGGAUAGGAGGUUAGCCACCGUCACUCAAAACGUGGACUUCUUCCAAGAAUACGAGGGAGAAUUUCGGGACUGGACCAAGCACGGGUCUGAUCUCUGGAGACGCAACGAACGAAUCUACAACUGGAUGGACCGGUUUUGGCACAUGGAAUGGGCCCCUAGUUGGAACUCUGCUAGCCAAAUGACCAACGAUAACGGGAAACGGGAGCAAUGGAUCCGGCAAACGGCCAGGACCAGUGACGAUAAUCAUUCCAUUCCCUUCUUCACAGACGAACAAAUGGGAUCCUGGGAGCUCCUCCAAGAGCGAGCGUACCAUUUCAAGCGGACUCGCGAAUUCAUGAGCCAGGUCUGUGAUGAGAUAGAUAUUCGCUACGGAGAGCUGGAAUACACUCUCCAAACGGCCAAAUUCCUCAUCCGAGCUGGCGGCGAUCCGAAGAGGAAGCUCGAGAAACUGAUUGCACCCAGUCUUCUAAAAGGACCCACGACCUCCCUUAAUCUCGGGGAAUUGACUCUUCCGAUCAUCUCCGAAGGACUCCUAGGUGACGUCCAAGUCUCCUUCAACCCAAAGAAGGAACUCGUCAAGCAAGAUGUCCUCUCUGGAUUAGAGGCCGCCCAGCUACCAAGGUCGGUCCUGGAUAUCGAAAGGCGAAGGCAGUAUCGAAAGAAGCUAUCGAAGGACAUAGCAGCCUCUAAUGCCACAUCUACUGAAGGAUCCCAAUUGAUCGUUCUCAGCAGCGGCGAAGAAGACCUCGACCAAGAGCCUACUACUCAGGAGGAUGACUCUCUCGACGCACGAAGCGAAGCAUCCGCAACCGGCAGUGAACCUGAAGUUCUGAUAGCAGAAGAAAUCCCUGACUUCGAUCUAGAAGAUGUUCUUCCUGCUACGCGGACCGCAAUCUUUAUGCAUCUUCCUGGAAUUCGACAAGCGGAAUAUGACUGGCUACGCAAGCACGGCGUUUCAGAAGAAGUGGCCGGAUUCUGUCUCGAAAGGACCAGUCAAGGUCCAAGGAUCACGAACGAAAAUCGCAAGACUGCCAUUACGAACCACAACUUCCUGCAUAGAGCUCUCGCACAGGAUGCUUCAAGACACAGGUUGCCUGGGGAAAGGCAAGGGACGGGCGAGUUCCGAGAAACCUGCGCCGAUAGAUAA